CCCCGUGCGCAGGCCCCGCCAGCGGAAGUCCCCGCGCCGGCGCCAUGUCAAAGAAAAAAGGAUUGAGCGCAGAAGAAAAGAGAACUCGCAUGAUGGAAAUAUUUUUUGAAACAAAAGAUGUAUUUCAAUUAAAAGACUUGGAGAAGAUUGCUCCCAAAGAGAAAGGCAUUACUUCUAUGUCAGUAAAAGAAGUCCUUCAAAGCUUAGUUGAUGAUAGUAUGGUUGACUGUGAGAGGAUCGGAACUUCUAAUUAUUAUUGGGCUUUUCCAAGUAAAGCUCUUCAUGCAAGGAAACGUAAGUUGGAGGCUCUGGAAUCUCAGUUGUCUGAGGGAAGCCAAAAGCAUGCAAGCCUACAGAAAAGCAUUGAAAAAGCUAAAAUUGGCCGAUGUGAAACGGAAGAGCGAACCACGCUAGCAAAAGAACUUUCUUCACUUCAAGACCAAAGGGAACAGCUAAAGGCAGAAGUAGAAAAAUACAAAGAUUGUGACCCACAAGUCGUGGAAGAAAUACGCCAAGCAAAUAAAGUAGCCAAAGAAGCUGCUAACAGAUGGACUGAUAACAUAUUUGCAAUAAAAUCUUGGGCCAAAAGAAAAUUUGGGUUUGAAAAAAAUAAAAUUGAUAAAACUUUUGGAAUUCCAGAAGACUUUGACUACAUAGACUAAAAUAUUCCACGGCGGUGAAGGAUGUAAAUUUUAAAUGAUAUCUAAAUAAGUGUACUGAAUUGUCAUUUGCCUGUAACUGUAUGUAUCCUUUUGUUAAUGUUAAAUAAAGUAUUAAAUGCAGAUGUUCUUCACCCUUUUUGGUAGAUCACACGCAGGAUGAUGACCAUAUCCCCUCCAGUGCUCAUCAGAGUAGGACAUAAAGCCUUGCACCUCA
Molecule: messenger RNA, 876 nt
Organism: Cebus imitator (Panamanian white-faced capuchin)
Lineage: Eukaryota; Metazoa; Chordata; Mammalia; Primates; Cebidae
Gene: MND1
Product: meiotic nuclear divisions 1
Exons: 8
Coding region: 45-662 (205 amino acids)
Biological process (GO): reciprocal meiotic recombination
Cellular component (GO): nucleus
Molecular function (GO): double-stranded DNA binding
Source: RefSeq, a predicted model, not a curated record